Messenger RNA from Exophiala spinifera, 387 nucleotides. RefSeq lists its product as uncharacterized. The transcript has 3 exons. The record is from RefSeq and is a predicted model, not a curated record. Lineage: Eukaryota; Fungi; Ascomycota; Eurotiomycetes; Chaetothyriales; Herpotrichiellaceae. The coding region runs from base 1 to 387 and encodes 128 amino acids.
AUGAACACAAUUAGAUCGACUUGGUAUGGCUGGGGUGUCCUCUGCGUUGCUGGUGGAGGUGCCUACUACUUCGCAAAGAAGUCGAUCAAUGCCGACCGGGCAGCACGCUUCGAAGCCGAACAGAAACAAAAGGCCUACCAGCGACGGAUAGAAGACUCUUCCUACGCCCCACCGCGUAAAACAAGGACAAGGACACAAGCAGACCCUUCGAGUGGCACGCACAAUGCCAAAGGACUUGAUCAUGCAGGAAGCCCAAGCAGUGAGAUCUCUGAGGAUGUUGCUCCAGUAGGACAUGCGCCGGUUGACAGUGAGCAGAGGAUACGUGAAAAGAGCAAGUACGAAGCCGCUGUACCAUACAGAAGCAAGAAAGGCGACCGGUUCAGUUGA